Messenger RNA from Mya arenaria, 1294 nucleotides. RefSeq lists its product as uncharacterized. The transcript is spliced from 2 exons. The record is from RefSeq and is a predicted model, not a curated record. NCBI's taxonomy places the organism in Eukaryota, Metazoa, Mollusca, Bivalvia, Myida, Myidae. Bases 563 to 1279 code for a protein of 238 amino acids.
CCUAUAUUUUGUGAAAAGUGAAUAGGUCGUUCUAGAAUGUAAAUAUAAGGAUAUGAUUCAAGAUCAAGAAACCCUGUGUGUCCAUAACAAACUGACAAUAACUAUACCAAAAUGGCAAGUGUCGUGAAAUUCACGUAUAUAAUGAAAACACACGACAAAGGUUAUAGACACGACGUAUGGUAAGAAGAAGUGAAACACAUACCGGACAUAAUAUAUCAUCAUGCUACGAAACUUAACAGAUCUGUGUAGCAUAUUUGAAAUAUGAGCUCAUGGGAUUGGGAUGUGAUUUAAACAGUUUGAGUUGAAAUAAGACCUGCAUUUAAUGCAUGCUCCAAGUAACACAAACGUGCGUGAUAAUGGGUUAAGAUUUGUGUUUUAAAGAAACUGACAAACUUGUAUCGUCUUCACGUGUUGGACUGUUGAUUUUAUUUGUUAAUUUUGGAGUAGAUAAAUAAUUCAAAAAAGAGUAACCACAACAAGCAAAUGAAUUUAUUUCAUAUUUCAUUUUGUUUACAUUAUUGAAAAAAUACAACUAUGGAAUAAGUUUAAAUACAAACAAGACAUGGAUAGUGACCGGGAGAGUGAGAGACUGUUUUCUCUGCGGCUGUCCCAGGUGAUGGAGGAUAUCGGUGUCAACAGACGGAUGAUUGAGUGGAGAAGGAACACAUUUCUCAGGAUUGAAACAUUCAGUACUAUUUGUUCGAUUUUAAAGUAUAUACCUUUAACUGAUUACGUCUUUGGUAGUCAGACUGAGGCCACAACAACUUUUUGGAUGGAAUCGGAUCAUGACACCUUGCAUAGUGACGAAAGUGUCCAUGUCAUUCUCCACUUGAACAAAUGGCAGAAAGGAAAGCCAAAUCUUUUGGUUUUAAGGGAUGAGCUCACUCCUCCGCAGCACUGUUACUUACAGAGACUGAGAGGUGACGUGCCACUACCAGCAGUAAAAACAGAAGGUCCUGAUGAUGUGCUCAUUGGUGAUGGGAGAGUGUUAGUGGCCAAUACAUGGGUUGAAUGGCACAAAGCAUACAGUAGUGGUUGGUUUAAAAUUACUCAACACGGACCAUCAAUAACUGUCAAUGAAGAAGCGGACAAUGUUUAUGCAUACCAAUGUGCAGAACUACCAGAGGAAUGCCAGUUCAUGUUUCACAGACCACGCCCUGGACAUUGGCCAAGUACAGGCAUAAUGGAAAGGGCCAGGGAGGCUGGAGUCUUCUUUGUACCGCAGAGCUACAGAGAGAGCCCACCUCCAAAAUCAUGUGAACAUGAAGCAUUCAUUUGAUCAACUCAAAACUGC